Pyricularia grisea is the source of this 2226-nucleotide messenger RNA. RefSeq lists its product as uncharacterized. Gene Ontology annotation, molecular function: RNA binding. Lineage: Eukaryota; Fungi; Ascomycota; Sordariomycetes; Magnaporthales; Pyriculariaceae. Bases 1 to 2226 code for a protein of 741 amino acids. The record is from RefSeq and is a predicted model, not a curated record. Gene Ontology annotation, cellular component: nucleus. Gene Ontology annotation, biological process: tRNA N2-guanine methylation. The transcript has a single exon.
AUGACCACUACGCCGGCGGCGGCAGUGGCCGGGCUCUCGGCCGAGCCAGCUCAGGGACAGACCAUAGAACACGACGGCAAGCGAUACACGACCAUCAGGGAAGGACUCGCGUACAUCUUGGUGCCCGAGGCGGCUGGCGAUGAAGUCAACGGCGCCAGCAAGCAUCCCGACCGGGCUGCAACCUCAGGUGAGGGUGCGCCGCAGACGGUCUUUUACAAUCCGAUACAGCAGUUCAAUCGCGACUUGAGCGUGCUGGCGAUCAAGGCAUAUGGCAAGGUCGUCAUGGAGAAGAGAAUGAGGCUUGCGCAGCGGCGCAUGGAGAUGUUUGCGGACAAGAAGAGGAAGAGGCAGGAGAAGAGGGAGCACCGAGAGGAAGGGGAGAGGCCGCAAAAGGUUGCCAAGACUACGGAUGAGGGGGCCGCUACGUCGGCAGAGGCGGCGGAUGCGAACCCUACGGCGGUGGCGGAGGAGGCUGAAGCACCCGUCGCUGAACAGCAGACAGAAGUGGAGGCUGCAGCACCUGCUGACCAGGCCGAAGGAAAGACUUCUGAGACACCGGUGAAGCUGCCAAAUGACAAGGUGCCUCGUUUGAAGAUCCUCGAUGCGCUCUCGGCGACCGGGCUGAGGGCGUUGCGCUAUGCCCAUGAACUUCCGUUUCCGACCAUGGUGACAUCGAAUGAUCUCCUGGCGGCUGCAGUCGAUUCUAUCAAAGUCAACGUGAAGCAUAACAAGUUGGAUGACAGCAUCCGCGUGAACCAUGGCAACGCCCAAGGACACAUGUAUAGUGUUCAUGCCGACGAACUGACCAGGAGCAUGCUCGCGCCAUCUGGCAACAAACACCGGCGACAAACCCCCCAAGAACAGCUCAACAACCUGGGUGGCAAGUACGACGUAAUUGAUCUUGAUCCUUACGGUACUGCGGCCACCUUUUUCGACUCGGCGGUGCAGGCGGUCCGGGACGAUGGCGGCCUCCUGUGCGUCACGUGUACGGAUCCGGGCGUGUGGGCCUCGAAUGGCUACCCUGAAAAGGCAUACGCGCUAUAUGGAGGCAUACCAAUGAAAGGUUUCCACUGCCACGAGGCCGGCCUGCGUCUGAUUCUCCAUGGUCUCGCUUCGUCAGCCGCCCGCUAUGGUCUGGCGAUCGAGCCGCUGCUGUCGCUCUCGAUAGAUUACUACGCGCGCGUGUUUGUGCGCGUGACUAAGUCCCCGGCAGCCGUCAAGUUCCAGGCGGGCAAGACCAUGGUCGUCUAUAACUGCGAUGUUGGAUGUGGUGCUUGGGAGACGCAGCUGCUCUUGAGGAACAGGCCGAUGCCCAACAAGAAGGGUGGCGGCGUCUUUUACAAGCACGGUUUCGCACUGGGUCCCACGGCAGACAAAGUUUGUGAACACUGCGGCACCAAGACGCACCUCGCUGGACCCAUGUACGCCGGAAGGUUACACUCGCCAGAGUUCAUACAGUCGAUCCUUGACGACCUGCCGAAUGCAUCAACCGAGGUCUACGGCACGACUGAUCGUAUCAAGGGAAUGCUGACUACGGCGCUGGAGGAGAUCAUGGAACCCAGACUGGAGGACAGGGAAGCGAUUCCCAAGAAGCACAUCCGACACGAACAAGAGGUUGCGGCGGCCAACAAGGGCCAGCCGGAUGAGCAGACAAACGGCGACAAGAGUCAGGAGAGCAAAGAACAAGCAAGCAGCGUCAACGUCACUGCGCCAAAGCUCAGCAAAGAAGAGAGGCUCGCCGAGCUUGAGCCGUACCCAUUCUUCUGGAGCCCUUCCAUGGUGGCCAAGGUGCUGCACUGCCAGACGCCUAACGAGGAUGCCAUCAGGGGUGCGCUGAAGGGCCUCGGGUACCGGGCGACUCGCAGCCACUGCAAGCCCGGCAGCGUCAAGACGGACGCGCCCUGGUCGGUGGUCUGGGAUGUGAUGCGCGAGUGGGUGCGGCAGAAGUCGCCAAUCCACGAGGGCAGCUUGAAGGAGGGCUCGCCAGGAUGGCAUAUCAUGCAUGGGCUGCCUUCAUCGGCCCAGGUGACCAAGGAUGCCGGCGAGAAGAUGGAAGGUGUCGAGGGACAGGAGCAGCAGUCGGAGAAGAAGGAGGAUGGCCAAGCAAGCAAGUUCGAAGUUGUGUUUGACGAAAAGCUCGGUCGUGAGAGGAACAAGGAGAAGCUUACCAGGUAUCCGGUACACCCGGAGAACUGGGGACCGCGGAGCAGAGCUGUUGGCGAGUAG